Bursaphelenchus xylophilus (pine wood nematode) is the source of this 5011-nucleotide messenger RNA. The record is from the annotation of a GenBank genome assembly. NCBI's taxonomy places the organism in Eukaryota, Metazoa, Nematoda, Chromadorea, Rhabditida, Aphelenchoididae.
AUGCUGCGCUCAUCGCGUCCAUCCAUCAACUUGAUCCGUCAAGUCGGGACCAUCGCCAUUCAAGAGCCAGCGCAGCCCUCGGUCAAGACCGACAUCCCCGGCCCACGAUCCAAAUUGCUGCAUGAAAAUUUGAAGAGAGUCCAUGUGAGUUUCCAAAUAUGGUCGCCGAAUCUCCGUGGUUUUCUCUGGCUGCCCGUAAAGUGGUUGCCGCAAGUUUCGACCCCGUAAAAGUUAUCAUUUGUCAUAUUUCGAGCAGGGGAAGUCCCCCCCAAGUGCGACGCUCAGAUUUUGAUGAAACUUGGCACAAAUUUAGACAGAUUUUUUCUAAAAUAUAUGCGAGAAUCCCAGCUCGCGCGUUGCAGAAACAACCGAGAUUUUUAGAUCCAAACUCGGCGAAAAUUUGAGACUUUUUGCCGAAUUUCGGCACGAUAAGUUUUAUGCCUAUUUCUACUGUAGAGGGUAAUGUCUUCACAAAAAAUCAUUUUUUUCCGCGCGAAACUAGCAAAGUUAUGGCCAAAAGAUAUUUUUCUCUCUUGCUCUCCGCGUUUCGUGUACUCUCUCGGCGGCAAAGAUCGUUCAAUAUCUCGGCGGCGCUUGUAAAGCGCGGGCUAAAACUUUAAAGAAUUCAUAUUUAGUCUAUGUCCGGCGAGUGGACAAAAUUUAAAGAAAAUCUGAGACAAAAAAAAAUAUUUUUUUGAGGAAAAGAUUUUGAUGACUUGAUAAAAAAAAAUAUCCAAAAGACUUUAAAAAUCUCGAUUUUUUUGGCUUUUGAUAUGUUAUUUUUUCACUCUAAUAUGUCCAUUUACAGCAAGCGCCGUCGGUGAAAUUCUUCGUCGACUACGAGUCUUCAUUUGGGAAUUACCUCGUCGACGCCGAUGGAAAUGCCCUUUUGGACUCGUUUAUGCAAAUUUCAUCUAUUCCCAUUGGAUAUAACCAUCCUGAACUUGUUGCUCUUCACAGCGACCCUCGAUUUAUCGUAAGUCAAUUUUUGUUUUUGGAAAUUUUUAAAAAAAAAUUCAAGAAUUUUUCUAUUUUUCAAAAUAAAAAUCGUUUUUUUAGACUGCCGCAGUAAGUCGACCGGCUCUCGGCAACUUUCCACGCACUGACUUUGCCGAUUUAAUCGCCAAUUCACUCAUUUCGGUAAGUUUUUUUGAUCGUUUUUUGGGUUACAAGGAAAGUGCGUUUAUGGGGGCCUCUACUUUUAGACGGGAGAUAUCUCAAAAAUACGCAAAAUCAUGUUGAUUAAGAAUAUGUAAAAAUUUGCUGCCCAGUAGCGGAUUUUAGGGGUGAAAAAUUAGUCGCAAAUUUACGUAGACCUCUACAGUAGGGACCUGAUCCAGUGGAAAAAAUGAACCAUUUUGCAUCCGGGAAGCAUCAAAAAUGUGGCAAAAUGCUUCCCUCUUCAAGUCGAAAACUUCGUUUUGAAGGGCUCCCUCACAAAAAGAGCGGGCGCGCUUUUGAAAUCGGAGUUUUUUUCACUUGAAGAAGGAAGCAUUUUGCCACAUUUUUGAUGCUUCCCGGAUUCAAAAUGGUACGCUUUUUGCCACUGGAUCGGGUCCCCCCACUGUACCUCUAAAUCAACCUUUUUUUUCGCUCAAUUUUUCAGGGUUUACAAAUUUGAUUUUUCUUGAUCAACACAAUUUUUUGGAUUUUUUGACAAGGAAAGUACUUUUAUGGGGGCUCCUACUUUUUGACGUGACAUAUCUCAAAAAAUCAGAAAAAAUGUGCUGAUCAAGGAUAUAUAAAUCUUAGCUGCCCAUUUUAGGUUUUUAGGGGUGAAAAUGCCCAAAAACUGGCUUAAUUUCCCUACAAAAGGCGCAGGCAUUCGAAACGAUAAAAAGCGCAGUCGGUCUCUUCCUUCGGAAGAGAGCGGUGUGGCCGAGUGGCUAGUGCCGUAGUCUAGGAAUCAAGAGGGGGAACGCCGCACGGGUUCGACAUCCCUUUUGGGCCGAAUCAACUUUUUUUGAAGAUGAAGGUCGGAAAAAUAAAUUUUUGUGCCAAGACUGAUUUAUUACGUCUUAGAAACUGAAUAAACAUCAUUUUAAGCCAAAAUAAAAAUUGUAAACCUGUGAAAAAUUAAGCGAAAAGGGGUUCAUAUAAGACUUUAAGUCAACUUCCGAUUGAGUUUUCACCCCUAAAAACCUAAAAUGGGCAGCUAAGAUUUAUAUAUCCUUGACCAGCACAUUUUUCCUGAUUUUUUGAGAUAUGUCCCGUCAAAAAGUAGGAGCCCCCAUAAAGGUACUUUCCUUGUGAGAUAUGUCCCGUCUGAAAUUAGGGGCCCCAAUAAAAGCACCUUUUCUUGCAUUACAAUGAAAAAUAUUUUCAUUGUAAAACAGGUUGCCUAAAAUACCUUUCAAAAAAUUUUUCCAGAUAGCUCCCCCAGGCCUUCGUCAUGUCCAGACGAUGAUGGACGGAACCGGAGCCAACGAGAACGCCAUCAAACAGUCGUUUAUUCGCUAUCAGACCCUGAAAAGAGGAGGUCCGCCCACUCCGAAGGACCUGGAAAGCUGCAUGAACCAGGAGCUCCCGGGUACCCCAAAACUCAGCGUUUUGGGCUUCCAGGGAAGCUUCCAUGGACGAUCGCUGGGAAUGUUGAGUGUGACUCGGUAAGGGGUGAUAGAUAUUUUAUGAGAUUUUUUAUUUUUUUAUUUUUUUUUUUAUUUUUUCACGGUGCAAAAUUUAAUUUUUUGGUAAAAAAAUGAAUCCAGGAUUAUUUUUUUAGGUUUUUUUACUCCGGUUUUUGUCGUAGACGCGAAUUUUGGUCCUUUUUUUGUUUUUUGUAGCAUGAUUUUUCCUUUGAUUCAAAUUGCCGCAAAAUUUCCAAUUUUUGCACCGUGCAAAAAUCGCUUUUGGACUGAUUUUUGGCAAAAAAAGUAACGAUCAGAAAAAACGAAUGUCAUUUUCAAAAUCAGCACUCUCGAAAACCACUAAAUCGAGUAAUUAUGAAAAAAAUUUUAAAAAGCACUACUCUACAGUACUACUUAAGGAAAAAAGUAACUGUCAAAAAAUGAAUGUCAUUUUCGAAAUCAACACCCUCGAAAACCCCUAAAUCGAGUAUUUGUAAAAAAAAUCAAAAAAUUACUACAUUACAGUACUACUUAAAGAAAAAAAAGUAACUAUCAAAAAAAUGAAUGCCAUUUUCGAAAUCAGCACCCUCGAAAACCCCUAAAUCGAGUAUUUGUAAAAAAAAUCAAAAAUUUACUUCUCUACAGUACUACUUAAGGAAAAAAGUAAUUAUCAAAAAAAUGAAUGUCAUUUUCGAAAUAAGCACCCUCGAUUAUCCUAAUUUCACAUUUGCAUCGAAGAAAAAUAAUACUUUUCCGUUUCCCCAAUCGUCCCAGUUCCAAAAUUCGAAGGACUUUUUGCGCCGCCUGACGAUUUGUGGCCUUCAAUAAACCAUUGACAACCCCUCUUUCAGCUCCAAAGCCAUCCACAAAGUCGACAUCCCCGCCUUUGACUGGCCCAUUGCCAAAUUCCCCCGCUACAAAUACCCGCUGGUCAAGCACGAGAACUACAACAAAAAGCAGGACGAGGAGUCGCUGGAAGACGUCAAGAAACACUUCAUCGCGCGCAAGAAGGAGAAGCGCGACGUCGCCGCGCUGAUCGUGGAGCCCAUCCAGAGCGAGGGCGGCGACUUCCACGCCUCCAACGAAUACUUCCACGAGCUGCAGAAACUCUGCAAAGAACACGGCGUCACGUUCAUUGUGGACGAGGUUCAGACCGGUGGCGGGGCGAGUGGACACUUCUGGGCCCAUGAGAAAUGGGGGCUGCCCGAGGCGCCGGAUAUUGUGACGUUCUCGAAGAAGGCGCUGAUUGGCGGAUAUUACUACAAGGAUGAGUUGACUGUCAACGAGGUAAUUUUUAUUAUUUUUUAUAGCUCAUUGGAAGCAGGUUUUUGAUUUGAAGGUGUAAUUUUGGACGAGGAAAGAAUAAGAUUUUUUGAAAAAAAGUCAAAAAAAGAUAAAAAUUUUUCGAUACAGUGACGCAUCUGAUCCAGUGGCAAAAAACGUAUAAUUUUGCAUCCGGGAAGUAUCAAAAAAUGCAGCAAAAUACCUCCCUUUCCAACUAAAAAAACGCCGGUUUGAAGGGCUCUUAUUGUUAUAAAGUAAACUCGAUUAGGUCCGCCACUGGAGGCGUCCCCAAAUUAGAGAAAGCUGUGACAGUGGCGACCUGACCCAGUGGCAAAGAACGUACCAUUUUGCAUCCAAUAAGUAUCAGGAAAAGCAUCAAAAUACCUCAACCUCCAAGUGAAAAGACUAAAAUUUCAAAGAACGCUUUUUUGCUAGGAAAAACGCGCGUUUUUGAAAUCGGACUUUUUUCACAUGGAGAAGGAGGUAUUUUGCUAAUUUUUUGAUACUUCCCGGAUGCAAAAUGGUACAUUUUUUGACACUGGCUCAGGCCCAACACUGCAGGCCAAAUUUCAAAUCUCCAAAAAAUUUUCAAAAUUUUGUGUUUUUUUUUUUAAGAUAAUGUUGAUUAUUUAGCAAGGAGUAAUGUGAAAAUCUCGCAUAUGCCUUGGAAAACUGAAAACUUAUUUUUUGCCAAGUUUUAUUAAGCUCUGAGACCUUCACUACACCCUUACAUUUCCCCAAAAAACCUAAUUUUUCAAUCCAAAUUCCCCCUUUAUUUCCAGCCCUACCGAAUCUUCAACACCUGGAUGGGAGAGCCCACAAAGCUGGUGAUUCUGGAGAAAGUGGUCGAGAUCAUCAAGCGAGACCGUCUCGUCGAACAAACCGCCAAAGUCGGCGCCCAUCUCUACAAAUCCCUCGAAGAUUUGGAGCGCCACUUCCCGAACCUCGUCUCCAAUGUGCGUGGUCAAGGAAAUCUCUGUGCGUUCGAUCUUCCGGACGCGGCGAAACGCGACAAAUUGUUGGCCGUCGCGCUGAAAUACGGCCUGCAUGUGGGCGGAUGCGGCGACUUGACGGUGCGCUUCAGACCGGCCUUGAUCUUCGAGCAGAAGCAUGCGGACAUUGCCACGGAAAUUCUGGCUCAAUCGCUCAAGAAGUUGUAA